Baudoinia panamericana UAMH 10762 is the source of this 789-nucleotide messenger RNA. RefSeq lists its product as uncharacterized. Lineage: Eukaryota; Fungi; Ascomycota; Dothideomycetes; Mycosphaerellales; Teratosphaeriaceae. Gene Ontology annotation, molecular function: nucleic acid binding. The coding region runs from base 1 to 789 and encodes 262 amino acids. The record is from RefSeq and is a predicted model, not a curated record. The transcript is spliced from 3 exons.
AUGGACCCGUGGACACAGAAACAACGCACCACCAUUGUCAUUGGUGCAGAUGUUACGCAUCCUGGUGUUACUUCGGCAGAAGGCACGCCGUCCAUUGCCGCCGUCGUUGGCAGCGUUGACGACCAGUUCACGCAGUUUCCGGGCUCUACGCGUUUGCAGCGCAGCCGCAAGGAAGAGAUCGUUGAGUUGGGUGAUAUGGUCAAAGAGUGUCUCAUCGACUGGGCAGUAAAGCACGAGGACAAGCUACCCACCCAUGUCCUCUUCUACCGUGAUGGCGUCUCCGAGUCGCAAUAUGAGGCGCUGCGCAAUUACGAGAUUCCACAGAUCAAGCAGGCUUUCAAGUGGGCGCAGGAGUAUCUCGAAUCGAAGCGGAAGCCAGAAAGGAAGCCUUCUGACCAUGACUUCAAGUUGAUUUACGUGGUCGUUGGCAAGAGGCACAACACGCGCUUCUACCGGCUGAACGAAGAGGACAAGAUUCGCGGAAGGAAGAACAACCCGAACUUGAAGCCUGGUUUUGUCGUCGACACCGUCAUCACUCACUCACACAGUUUCGACUUCUACCUGCAGUCUCACAACCCCAUUGUCGGCACUGGCAGGGCGGCUCACUACUUCGUCCUGAAGAACAACAUGGACUUGACUGACAAGGAGUUGCAGCAGGUGACGCACAACUUCUGCUAUGCCUACUCUCGUGCGACCAAAGGCGUCUCGUACUGCGCCCCCGCUUACUACGCCGACCGGCUCUGCGAUCGCGGGCGUGCCUACCUUCGUCACUGGCUCAAGCGUAGGUAG